AUGUAUUCUCACAAGACCUUCAGAAUCAAGAGGUUCCUGGCCAAAAAACAAAAACAAAACCGCCCCAUACCGCAAUGGAUUCGGUUGAAAACCGGUAAUAAAAUCAGGUAUAACUCCAAGAGGAGACAUUGGAGAAGAAACAAGCUGGGUUUAUAA
This is a messenger RNA of Lepus europaeus (European hare), 156 nucleotides long. RefSeq names its product large ribosomal subunit protein eL39-like. The transcript has a single exon. Gene Ontology annotation, biological process: translation. Lineage: Eukaryota; Metazoa; Chordata; Mammalia; Lagomorpha; Leporidae. Gene Ontology annotation, molecular function: structural constituent of ribosome. Gene Ontology annotation, cellular component: ribosome; cytosolic large ribosomal subunit. The record is from RefSeq and is a predicted model, not a curated record. Bases 1 to 156 code for a protein of 51 amino acids.